CCGUGCCGGAGGCUCCAGUCCGAUCGCAGCAUCACUUGCGGUGCUUUCGCGCGCGCUUCUCUCUCUCUUUUCCGUCAACCAACGAACGGAAGCGGUUAUUUCUUUUCUUUUUCUUUCGUUAUAUCUACAGGAGAGAGAAACGCUUUCGUCUGAAUCUUCUCUCGUUCUUUUUUUUUCUCCCUCUCUUACUCGCGCCAUUUUCAUCUCUCUUUCUCUCUUUUCUCUUCUUCUGCUUUGCGCGGAGACAGAGAGAGAGAGAGAGGAACAGAUAAAAGGAUAAACCGCGUGUGUUGCGAAAAGAAAGAAGGACGGAGAGAGAAAGAGAGAGAAAAAAAGAGUGACGACCCGACGUUCAUAGUCAUACGGGAAAGAAAAGCGUGUAAAGUGUAAGAAGAAAGAUAGGAAAAAAGAAACGAACCUUUCAACUUUUUCUCAUCCCCAAUUUUGUUUUCUCUUUCGAUAACGGUAUGUAACCCGAAGACGAUGGGAAAGGAAGUGUCCGAAUAUAAAUUUCAACGUGGACGCGGGAUCGAAUGGCUAGACGUUUCUUCGCGCCGAAACUCGCGAGGAGUAACGAGAACGCGCGGUGUUCGCCGAUGAAUCUUAUUUUCUCCCUGCGCUCUCACGUUCUCCUCUUCGUCCACCUUAUCUUUGUCGUACUCUUUUUCGAUCGAAUUCUCGCGCCUUGCUCUCAUCUCGAUCCUCCGUCGGGUUACGUCAACUAAGGGAAGAGAUUGAAAACUCGUUCGCUUUACUUCCACCAUCAAAAAAGUUUCGCCGUUUGGUGCUACGUGUGCGUCGCGACGUGAAAUCAACGAGAUUUCAUUUCCACGUUCUUCCCGAGAGCAAGUGGACUGUGUGCAUUUCGGUGUAUACCCUUCUCUUCUUUUCUUCAACUUAAAAAGAUUCGAAAUAAUCAUUUAAGCCUUUAUGAAAAUUCUUUGUGUUGCGACUGUGUCGGACAUAUAAUAUCGAAUUCAUCUAAUCGCCAAGGAAGCAAAAUAGUGUCAUCGAUCGAUCACGAUCGUGGAACAGUAGCGUUAAGAGUGUAUUGCGAUCAAUAAGAAGAAAAAUCGAAACUCGUUAUCUGUCGACAUUAAUCUCGCGCAGCGAGAAAAUUACGAGGGUGGAACGUAACAAGGAUCGCUAACACGGUGUGCUUGUCGCAAGAAACGACUUCGGGGAGGAUUCAUCGGAAGCGCUGCUCGUGUUCUUGCAAGCUUGCCGAGUUGGUGAAUUAAAGGGCAGUGCUCUGAUAAAAGUGAAUGGAUCUUUCUUGUAUAUCAAGUGCCACGCGUCGAGUUCUUUACAUCAUCGUUACGUUGCAUCGUUCUCGCGCCAUUUUCAUCAUUCCUGUUCCCCUUUCGUGUUUCCUGUUGAAAUCGAAGAAUUCGAAGAGAAGGAAGAAGGAACGACGACCAGCUCUCUAUCGAGAUUUCCAUGGAGUAGAUGCACAGGAUGACGAUCACUAUGAAGUAUUUUCACAUCGUUCUAAUACUUCUCGGAGGUACUCAUCUCCUACGAGCUCAACCGUCGGCCUCUCCGUUUAUCAAAAGCGUUGGUGAGUCCGGCAGCGUGAGCAGUGUGAACGUCGAUCACGGUAAGCCGACGAAUUCAUGGGCCAGACCUCAAUUCGACGACAUCGCACCAAAAAAUAUCACUGCCAUCGUUGGUCAGACAGCGGAGCUUAAUUGUUACGUUAAACGUCCAGGUGAUCGUGUGGUCUCUUGGAUACGAAAAAAGGAUUUGCAUAUCCUGACGUCGUCGAUUCACACGUACACAGGAGACGCGAGAUUUUCCGUGAAGCAUCCGGAAUCUUCGGACGAGUGGACGUUGAAGAUUGAAUACGUGCAGCCUCGCGAUGCUGGAAUUUACGAGUGCCAGGUCAACACCGAGCCUAAAAUGAACUUAGCCUUCACGUUGAGAGUCGAAGAAAGUGCCCCUGUCCCUGCCACCACCGCACCGAACUCCAUCCGACGGACAUUCAACUCAGCUGCUCAAGCAAAGAUUAUGGGACAGGAGGACGUCUACGUAAAGAAGGGUAGUACGAUAAGCCUCAUGUGCACUGUUAACGUGCAAAGUACACCUCCGAGCAGCGUUUCGUGGCAUCACGGUGGAGCUGUAGUGGAUUUCGACAGCCCCAGCGUUCACCACAGGGGCGGGGUAUCCUUGGAGACCGAGAAAACCGAAAGCGGCACGACGAGCAGACUUCUCGUAACACAGGCCAGAUUGAGCGACAGUGGAAAUUACACGUGCAUUCCUAGCAACGCGAAUCCGGCAAGCGUGAUGGUACAUGUCCUCAAUGGCGAACAUCCAGCAGCUAUGCAACACGGUGGCAGCUGUGGCGUCUUCUGCACCGUACCGAUCAUCCUUCUCACUGGUACUACUCUUCUGAUCUCGAACCUGCUAAGGUGAGCGGUCCUUGUUGUGUGAAACGUCGAGGCUAAACGAAAGAUUUAGAAUUAUGAAUUAAGAAUCGUCCUAAAGGGAAGAGUAUGAGCAAAUACGAGUUAAAUCAAUAUCGACUAAAAAAUCAAACGAGUAAAUCGCGUUGAAACUUCGAAAGACGAUUUCAAUGUGCACGAUACGGAAAAGAGAGACAGAGUGAUGUGCGGACACGCAAAGAUUCACGCUUUACAAUCAAAAGUUACAAACCGGUUAGACUAGGACGAAGCUAACGAACAAAUAUCGAAGCUCGCGACCUAAUUCUCAAAACGAGAUCGUAUCUACUGGUAUGUGUACUGUAACCGGAAUACAUCGACGAUUCCCUACUCCUCCUCUACUAGCCCUUAUCAUCGAAUCAACCCGAAAAUUCAAAGGGAAACUCGCGGGGAAAGAUUCCUUAGGAAUCGAGCGUUUCUAAGCUAAUCAUCGUCGACGAUCGAUCAUUAUAAUCAAAGUACCUAUUUAAAUAAAAGGAAUAUAGAUAGUGGAAUAAGUUAAAAUUGUAUAUAUAAAAGCGGAUGUUUGGAUGUUGUUAUGGUUCGACGUAACCUCGAUGUACAGACUAAGGCGUUUAUAUAUAAAUAUACAUUAUAUAUAUAUAUAUAUAUAUAUAUAUAUAUAUAUAUAAAUUAUACAUAAAUUGUCCGCGAAAAGAAGAAGAAUUCGUUCCGUAACGUUAAGUUCGAACUAGCGUUGUAUAUAACUUAUAUACCGAUCGAUCACAUUAUCGUAACGCGCAUCGCUUUUUGCGAAUCUAGUUAAAGAAAUAAGAAAACCAUACCCGACGAUUUUCUUCUUUUUCUUUCUUAUUUUUUUCUUUUCUUCUUUUUCGAUAUAUUAUUUUUGUCGUUUUUGACAUACAACUAUUACCGUUGCGUUUAAUGAUAUCGAUUGAAUUUUAUAAUACUCUUUGGAAUAUGAUUCCACUACAUUUUUUCCUUUGCAAUUCUAAUACGAUACGAUUCCUGUCAUCUCUGAUAUUUUACAUAUCUCUCGUUAAGAACGGCCUUCGAUCGUGAUGCAUCGUAAAAUGAAUAUCGAGUUUAAAUCGUAGAAAUAAAAUCGUACGAGGCAAAAAUAAAAAAGCUUUGAGUUCGUUCUUCGUGAUUCUUUUUUUUUUUGUUUUCCUUUUUUUUCCUUCUUUUUUUUCGCGUUCCUAGAUAGCGUACGGCCCCUCGAGAGUCAAAUUUCCGAAUCGAAUGCGCUCGUUCGAGAGUUAGAUAAUUGAAUACGUAACGUAACGUAAAGAUAGAACGUAAUUAUUUGAUUAUAGCAUACUCGUUAGAGACUAACGAUAAAAAAAAAAGAAUAUUAUAAGGCCUAGAAUCUUAAGACAUUAACUUAAAGUUAUAUAAAUUUUUUAUAACCUUAUAUCCCGGAGAUUACAGAGCGAUGAUCAAGGAUGCGAGAACGACACGAAUUCGAAGACGGAGAAACGAUCGUGAUAUAUUAUUCGUUCGUUGUAUAGUUUAUAAAAUGCAAAUUUACGUCGUUGUGAAAGGACAAUAUCUUUAGAAUCAAAGAAAAAAAAAAUGAAGAUAAAGAAAGAAACAAAAUCUAAAGCGAUUGAAAGAAGACUGCGAUUUCUUGCAGAGGUGUGAUAUAUAGCGUUAUGGAUUAAAAAAUUAAAUGAUAUUUCAUAAUAUUGGAUGAGAUUAAAUUGUUUCGAGUUUAAAAGUAAAAUUAAAAAAAAAAGAAAUAAAAAAGGAGAGAGAAGAAGCGUUAUGUUAUUGGCGAUGUGAUUAGAAUGUUGCGCGAAGAAAAGUUAUAAGCGAUUGUUCGAUCAUUUGUUAUAAUCCCUUGUUAGCGAUAACGAAAAUUUAUUUGAAAACUCGUAUGAUACACGUUAAUUUCAAUUCUCAAACUUCCGUCAUUGAUUUCGAUUAAACGAUUCACGAUAGCGAAUGCGUGGCAUAGCGAAAAAAACGUCAGCGCGUUCUCGUACGAUUUUCCGCGCGCGAUAUUACGACGAUUGAACGGAAAGAUAUCGAUAGGCGAAAAAAAAAACGUAAUAACGUGCAAACAAUUAUAGCUGACUUGUGACCUAGCUCACUGAUAUCUGCGACUCGUAUCCUUACCGAAAAUAUUGUACACUAACGAGUAAGUCUAGAAGACAUUGUAUAUAAAAGAUUCAUAAUCGACACACUGUAUCACGUUAUACGAGAAAAGUCGACAUAAAUUUAAAGAUGCGAAACGCGAGAGGAAACGAGCAAAGAGGGAUAUGAAAAAUAAAAAACAUAAAAUAAAAUAAAAUAAGAAAAAAAGGAAAGAAACAGAUGAAAUAUUAGAAGGAGAAAUACGAGGGACAGAAUGCGAUGCAGAAUAUUAUACUGUAAAAAAAAAAAAGUAAUCAUUGACGUGGAAACUGUUUGAAUAAAUGUAAUGAUUAUAAAA
Vespula vulgaris is the source of this 4839-nucleotide messenger RNA. Its product is annotated as basement membrane-specific heparan sulfate proteoglycan core protein-like. Lineage: Eukaryota; Metazoa; Arthropoda; Insecta; Hymenoptera; Vespidae. The coding region runs from base 1450 to 2415 and encodes 321 amino acids. Gene Ontology annotation, biological process: synapse organization. The record is from RefSeq and is a predicted model, not a curated record. The transcript is spliced from 8 exons. Gene Ontology annotation, cellular component: neuron projection membrane.